GUAGCCAACAGUCAUUUCAAGUAUUCUAUUACGUAUCGACAAAUAUUAUCACAAUGCGUGUUGCUUUGUUGAUUGGAUUGAUCGUGGCCAUUGUUGAGUGUGUUUCUGGAAAUACAAGGAGGUGGCCUUCGUCAUUAUAUGGACCGAUGCGAAAUCCAAGAUGCAUCAGUUGCUCAGAGGUAAAAAAUGCUCAUCUGUGUGAAUCCUGCUGCAAAGAAAAUGUGUGCCUCCCUAACCCAUGUCAAAAUGGUGGUAUUUGUUCACCAGUUGGUACCGGAUAUAGCUGCAACUGUACUACUGGGUAUUUAGGAGAAAACUGUGACGUGCCUAUUUGUGAUCCUGAUCGAUGUAAGAAUAACGGUAUGUGCUCAUCAGCUGACAGUGAUUGUUAUUGUUUGACACGGUACAACGGAGAAAACUGUGAUGGUGGACUUCAACGAACAGUCAUCUUCCUGGAGAAACAAACCUCGCCAGGAGAAGACGUAUUUAUAAGAGGCGGAAUAGAUCAUAAGUUUCGUUCAGGUUGCACCCAGGAUGCCAACACAAGUUCAUGUGCUAUAUCAAUCAACCAUCCAGAUUUGAACUCAAGUGCUUUCUUCUCUAAAUAUAACGCAUGGAGGGUUGGGGAUAAUUUCCUGGACUUCUAUGGUGGAGAAGCAGGCCAGGGUUCAUUUGGGAAUCAACCUGCUGAAGGGUCACCGGCUGUUUGGACGUCUAAUAUAACAGGGGACGCUGGAUAUAAUCCUCUCAACAAAUGGGGCAUGCACUACUGGAUGUUGGAUAUAAUGAUGGAUUGUGAUCAGACAGAGAACGGAUGGUUUGAAAUGAAGGGUUUUCUUAACGGUAACUGGGGGAAUGAUAUCGGCCAUCAAAAAUGUACAGGUGAUGGUGCUGCUGGCCCUGAGUUAAUCUCUGGUAAUCAUUACGCCAGAUGUGGAUUUCUAAAUGUCUUCCACUGGAAUCAGCAAGUGUGUCUAAUUGACAACAUUCCAUAGAUUAAUAUUGUUCCUUUCAUCAAUAAAAUCUUAUGAUUACUGAU
Molecule: messenger RNA, 1039 nt
Organism: Patella vulgata (common limpet)
Lineage: Eukaryota; Metazoa; Mollusca; Gastropoda; Patellidae
Product: alpha-amylase
Exons: 6
Coding region: 54-995 (313 amino acids)
Biological process (GO): heterophilic cell-cell adhesion; establishment or maintenance of epithelial cell apical/basal polarity
Cellular component (GO): protein-containing complex; plasma membrane
Source: RefSeq, a predicted model, not a curated record